This is a messenger RNA of Malassezia sympodialis ATCC 42132, 1740 nucleotides long. RefSeq lists its product as uncharacterized. The record is from RefSeq and is a predicted model, not a curated record. Gene Ontology annotation, molecular function: ATP binding; protein kinase activity. NCBI's taxonomy places the organism in Eukaryota, Fungi, Basidiomycota, Malasseziomycetes, Malasseziales, Malasseziaceae. Gene Ontology annotation, biological process: protein phosphorylation.
AUGGUCAACCUGUUCAAGUAUCUGAAAUCAGAGACACAGGUGUCGCCAUCUGUCUCGUUGUCAUCUCAGAAAGCCUCGCCUGCACUCGUUGAGAAUACUACGGCUACACCUACAUUAGCUGGCUCGGGGGUGCUGGUAGAUGAGCCCAUGCCUAGUGCUUCGAGCUUUUCAACGCAAGGAUCUACGACAAUUGCUCCCGGUGCUAUGUCCUUGCUGCAGCAGGCUCAAUACGAUGAUGUCACGGCGCAGGGUGAGCGAGCCAGGGACAUUCCCAAGUACCCUGGGCUACCCGACCGCUAUGUGCUCGUUGAAAAGUUGGGAGAAGGAACGUUUUCCGUGGUCUAUCGUGCCAUCGACCGCGAAACAAAUCUUCACGUCGCGUUGAAAGCCGUUCGUAAACAUGAGUCAUCCGGCAACGAAGUCCUCGAUGCUAGGCUACGCGAACAGUCUCGAACUACGGAGCGAUCGAAUAUCCUCCAAGAGGUGCAGAUCAUGAGACGUCUUCAACAUUCUUCUAUUGUCCAACUACUCGACUUUUGCGAGUCGGAUGAUUAUUGCUUCCUUGUUAUGGAGAUGCUCGAUGGCGGUGAGCUGUUUGAUCAGAUUGUCAAGCUGACUUACAUGAGCGAGCCGCUAGCGCGUCAUAUCAUCUGCCAGGUGGCGGAGGGUAUUCGCUAUAUGCACAAGGAGUGUGGCAUUGUCCACCGGGAUAUCAAGCCGGAGAAUCUCUUGUUCGAAAAGAUUGAUAUUAUACCUUCCAAAGAGGUCGUUGUGCGCCCCUAUGAUGAAGACAAAGCAGACGAGGGUGAAUUUACUCCUGGCAAAGGUGGUGGUGGUAUCGGCCGUGUCAAGAUUGCCGACUUUGGCCUGAGCAAAAUCGUAUGGGAGGAAAGCACGAAGACUCCGUGUGGCACGGUAGGGUAUGCGGCACCUGAAAUUGUCCGCUACCAGCACUACUCUUUGAGUGUCGAUAUGUGGGCCCUCGGAUGUGUCUUGUAUACCCUACUGUGCGGCUUUCCUCCCUUUUACGACGAGUCCAUCAAGACUCUGUCUGAGAAAGUAUCACGCGGGCAAUAUUCGUUUAUGAGUCCAUGGUGGGACGAUAUAAGCGACGAUGCGAAGGACCUUGUUGCCAAGCUUUUGUGUGUUGAUGUUGAUAAACGCUUGACUAUUGACGAGUUCUUCGACCACCCAUGGAUUCAGCCAGCCAAGCCCCUUCUUGCCAAGCCGCCGAUACCCACGCCGCGACGACAACUGGCUCACCUGGGGCUCGACAGCUCCGCGAUGGAUUCGCCUCUUCUAGCCUCCCUGCACGGUACUGAAAUGGCAGAAGACAAUCGCCGUACUGUCAACAAAAACUAUCUGCGUGAGGCCUUUGAUGUCUCUUUCGCCGUUCAUCGAAUCGAGGAAGAGAUGCGCGAGGCGCAAAAACAUGACUCAAAUUCUCUCCGCUCGCGCAUGUGGAAGAAUAUCUCUGGUAUGCGUGCCGAUCCUACGAAGAACGAUGUGGAUCGUGCCAAGCAACGACAUGGUAACUUGGCAGCAAAAAUCAUUGCAGACAAGCAGGCGGCUCACUCUGCACCCCCAUCGGUGCGUGGUCCAGCGGAUGCUUUUAGCUUGAACCUCAACGGUGCGACUAUUUUGGAGCGCCGCAAGCGACAUGCGGUUGAAAUGCCGGAGCCUGAUCCGACUUCACGCACGCACUCGUUUCCGAAGCCGAUGGCCAGUCAGGUAGCCUAA